AUGCAAAUGAAGGGGGCGGAACCCGCAAAGCAAAACCGGCUCUGCCCCCGGACCUCGAAGAGACCCGCCGCAGCCUUCAGCCCCUUUCCACGAGCUCUGACGUCGCCGACGUCCCAUUUAAAAGCGGCCGCGCAGGCGCACUCGCCCGCCGCCCCGGGGCUUCAUGUGCCGGUUGUUAUAUCUUCCCUCCUUUUCUUUCCUCAGAUCGAAGCGGAUUUCCGAUUGAAUGAUUCUCACAAACACAAAGAUAAACAUAAAGAUCGAGAACACCGGCAUAAAGAGCACAAGAAGGAUAAGGAAAAGGACCGGGAAAAGUCUAAGCAUAGCAACAGUGAACAUAAAGAUUCUGAAAAGAAACAUAAAGAGAAGGAGAAAACCAAACACAAAGAUGGAAGCUCAGAAAAACAUAAAGACAAACAUAAAGACAGAGACAAGGAAAAACGAAAGGAGGAAAAGAUUAGAGCAGCUGGGGAUGCAAAAAUAAAGAAGGAGAAGGAAAAUGGCUUCUCUAGUCCACCACGAAUUAAAGAUGAACCUGAAGAUGAUGGCUAUUUUGUUCCUCCAAAAGAGGACAUAAAGCCACUGAAGAGACCUCGAGAUGAGGAUGAUGCUGAUUAUAAACCUAAGAAAAUUAAGACAGAAGAUAUCAAGAAGGAGAAGAAAAGAAAACUAGAAGAAGAAGAGGUUAGUAAAGGUUUUUGAGCUUUAAGCUUUUAU
Peromyscus maniculatus bairdii (prairie deer mouse) is the source of this 717-nucleotide messenger RNA. The record is from RefSeq and is a predicted model, not a curated record. Lineage: Eukaryota; Metazoa; Chordata; Mammalia; Rodentia; Cricetidae.